Lethenteron reissneri (Far Eastern brook lamprey) is the source of this 3867-nucleotide messenger RNA. RefSeq names its product Bardet-Biedl syndrome 2 (gene BBS2). The record is from RefSeq and is a predicted model, not a curated record. Gene Ontology annotation, cellular component: BBSome; motile cilium; membrane. Lineage: Eukaryota; Metazoa; Chordata; Hyperoartia; Petromyzontiformes; Petromyzontidae. Gene Ontology annotation, molecular function: protein binding. Gene Ontology annotation, biological process: non-motile cilium assembly.
GUGACUCGCAACAUGGAGGCGCCGCGCGUCUCGCUCUGAGGAAGCCUCCCAGAGCGGCGGGCGAGGAGGAGGAGGAGGAACGCAGCGCGGGGAGACGGAGAGAGGCAGGGCGAAGGGGGAGAGAUUCCACUCCUCGACAGCGCAAUAAGGGACACGAGGUGUGGGGGGGGGCUGUUCUAGCGCCUCUGAAGACCCGCAGCUCGGCUGCAGGCGGGAGCUGCGGUUUCGCGUCGCGCCGUUGCCAGUUACUUGGGGAAAAUGCUGGUGCCCAUCUUCACACUGAAACUUGGUCAUAAGAUCAACCCGCGCAUGGUGACGCUGGGAUGCUACGAUGGGAAGCACCCGUGCCUCACUGCUGCCACCCAAGCUGGAAAGGUAUUCAUUCACAACCCUCACACGCGGAGUGUGGUGAGCGGUCCCCGUGCCAGCCAGGUGAGCUCCGAGUCAGACAUCACGCUGCUGAACGUGAACCAGGCGGUGAGCUGUGUGGCCGCGGGCCGCCUCGACCCCAGCCUCUCGUGGGAUGUCUUGGCCGUGGGCACCCACAGCAGCCUCCUGGCCUACGAUGUGCACAACAACUCUGACCUCUUCUAUAAAGAUGUGGCAGAUGGAGCAAAUGCUGUGGUGAUUGGAGAACUCGGCUCCAUUGCAGCUCCUAUGGUCAUCAUUGGGGGCACUUGUGCCAUUCAGGGUUUCGACUGCAAAGGAACAGAUCUCUUCUGGACAGUUACUGGAGAUAACGUACGAUCACUCGCGCUGUGUGACUUCAGUGGUGAUGGAAAAAAUGAGCUUUUGGUGGGCUCAGAAGAUUUUGACAUCCGAGUGUUUAAAGAUGAUGAAAUAGUGGCUGAAAUGACUGAAACAGAGACAAUUACAUCUUUGUGUCACCUGCAAGGCAGUCGAUUUGGAUACUCGCUGGCUAACGGGACAGUAGGUGUCUACGAUAGAACGACUAGAUACUGGAGAAUUAAGUCAAAAAAUCAGCCCGUCAGUAUCCAUGCCUUUGACUUGGACUUGGAUGGAGUUAACGAGCUCAUCACCGGAUGGUCCAAUGGAAAGAUUGAUGCUCGCAGUGACAGGACUGGAGAGGUGGUCUUCAAGGAUAAUUUCUCGUCCUCGGUUGCUGGGAUUGUGGAAGGGGAUUACCGCAUGGAUGGCAAGACGCAGCUCAUUUGCUGUUCUGUUGACGGAGAAGUGCGUGGAUACCUCCCCUCGAGCCGCGAGGUGAGAGGCAGCCUCAUGGACUCCAACACCGAGCAGGACCUGCUGCGAGAGCUGAGUCAGCGUAAGCAGAAUCUGCUCCUGGAGCUCAAGAACUACAGCGAGAACUCAAAGGUUGGUCAGAAUGCGAAUGCAGGGGAUGUGGAGAGUCAGGCUGGGGCCAUCCCUGCCAACACCCAGCUGCAGACCUCGCUGACAGUCAACCCAGGCAGCAAGACGCUGCCACCACAUGUGGAGCUGGCCAUCUCCACCUCAAAUAACACAGUGAUCCGGGCAGUGCUUAUAUUUGCUGAAGGCAUCUUUGAGGGCGAGAGCCACGUAGUGCAUCCCAGCGUCAACAACCUCAGCAGCCACAUGCGGGUUCCCAUGAUCCCACCCAAGGAUGUGCCCGUGGACCUGCACAUCAAGGCUCUUGUUGGGCACAAGACCAGUAUGCAGUUCCACGUGUUUGAGCUGACCCGACAGCUACCUCGCUUCUCUAUGUACGCAAUGUGCAGUCCUGACAAGGUGCCUGACCCUCAGAGCUAUGUCAGCUUCUCUGUCAACGAUCGCAUACAGCGGGUUAUCCUGUGGCUGAAUCAGAAUUUCCUGCUAACGGAAGAGGUGAAUGCUGAGAGCAGCUUCCUGCACGUAGCGUUCGAGUCGCAGCGUGGGAAUGGUCCUCUCGUUAUCACCAUGAAGCCCAGUGGAGAGGUGUUGAUCUACACGGAUGAUAUGGACCUUGCAGGAGACAUCGUACAAUCACUCGUGGCUUUCCUGGCAAUAGAGGACCUGCAAGUAGAGGCACACUUCCCUGCUGAAAUGGAGGAGCUGAGACUCACCCUCAUCAAGGUGGACGAGUUUCACUCAGUGCACCAGAAGCUGACUGCAGAGAUGGCUGACCACUCGAACAUGGUGCGCAGCAUGCUUGUCAGUGCCGAGGAUUCUCGGCUCAUGGGCGACAUAAAAAAUAUGAAAAAAGGCUACACACAACUCUUUAAUUUAAACAAAGAUCUUAUAAAUGGUUACAAGAUUCGCUGCAACAAUCACAACGAGCUACUCGGCUGUUUACGGACAGUCAACCAAACUAUCCAGAAAGCUGGACGACUCCGAGCGGGAAAACCAAAGAUGUUGGUGAUAUCUGCCUGCCGUGAAGCUAUCAAAACGAACAAUGUGAAUGCAUUGUUUAAAAUAAUACGAGCGGGGACAGCCACCAGCUAGAGCCGCAGCACUGGCUUCUUCAAUGACAACCGAAUCGGCAAUAGCUUUAGCGUGAACAGAUACCACUAUUGACAGCACGUUUUACGAUUCAAACAUGGUAUAUCGUUAAUUUACAAUUAUUACUUUUAAACCUAUUCAGAUACGUUAUGGCAUUAUAUAGAGUAUUCUAAUGCAGGACUUUUAGAACUUGUUAUAUUUUCAGACAGAUUGACCUCUGAUUAACAAGGUUGGCUACGUAUGGUGGAAAAUAAGUUCAAAAUUCAUACAUAUUCACAGCCUGUCUUCACCCAUUCAAGGCCAUUUAUGUAAGUCCCUACCAAGUAGCCAAACUAGGUGACCAUGAUGCUGCAGAUAGUGGUGUUAAUUUAUUCAAAACUUAAUAUACAUCAAGCGCUCGUGUAUUUGAGACCGCAUGAGAGCAGCAUGCACCACUUCCUAUUUGAUGCUCUACGAUCUCGCUCAAUCUCAACUAUGAGGUGUGGACAUUGCAAUGCUGCCUUAUUGUGGGGAAAUGGUCAGAGCCCCAGUCGAUUCUCAGGGUUUAUGAAUAUCUACUUCAGCAUAAGUUCUAAAACAUUUUCCAGUUAAAAGUGCAGCUGCUAGGAAGGAUGCUUUUGAGCAUCAAAUGGACUUGCCAUGCCAAACAGACAUGGCCUGAUCAACAAGUUGCCAGCUUGUGCAGAUUACAACCCCCAGAAUAACGCAAUGUUCGCACUACAGUCACUGACUGCUCUGAAUGGUCUCACUUUUGUCCCCUCGCAUGGAUGGGUUUACUUCCACAUUGGCUGAGAAAAAACUUCAGACUGCACUGUGGUUCCUCGUCGCACCUCACUCCGAAUGAGCGUACGCCGUGGGGUGCAUUACAAGUUGAAAUUAUUACUUUCAAAGGCAGCAUCAUGGUCCAAACGUGUGAUGUGCCAGGGUCACAAUUAACUGUUGUAAAGGGGUUGUUGGCAUCAGACGUGUAUGGUCUUGUUCACUCGGGAGUUCAUUGAAGUUAUGGCACCAGCAAUUAAUUCAAAGAUAGUUUAAUGUUGUACAGUCAUUUUGAAACCGUAACGGUUGUGCUAUUUUUUUUAUAGAUCACCACAUAUAUGGCUCGUUGCAUUGUUGGAAACGUUUCUGUGACAGUGCAGGAACAAUAUUUUUUAUCCCUGAUGUAAUGUUAUUUUCUGGGGCAUUAGCAAUAUUGUAAUUACUGUUGUCAAGUCAAUUUUAUGUUUGCUUAAACACGUGGCACAUUUUCUGGCACAUCUGCCACCCAAAGCGCCAUGACAUUAAUACUCGUUAACAUAAAAAUAGACAUUCUAUGUGCAGUCAACAGAAUGUGUCAUGUUACAAAACUGAAAUUUGGAAGUUUUUUAGUUUACCCAACUGAAUGUAAUAAGCUUUUAUUUCAUUCGUGUUUAAGAACAUAUUGAAAAUAUUAAAUUAGCAGCAAACCCG